UUCCCAAUUUGUUCUCCUUUUUCACUUUAGCCCCCCCAAAACUAGAGAAUCUCUGUCGCCAUGGAAGCGCUCUCGAGCUCCAUCGUCCCUUCACGCAUCGUCGAGCCCUCCUUGCAUGGCCGCCACUCAGCUCUGUCCGAUCGCCUGAAAGUUCCCGCCUUUCGGCUUGUGAGUUGCAAAUCCGUUGAGAAAUUUAAGCCUUUGAUCCUCUCCAGGUGUGAGCGUGGGUUUAGGGCUCUUGGCAAGGAGGUCUCCGGUGAUGGCGGGAUGGAGGAAGGCCCGGUGACGAGUGAAGCUGGGAUCACUCCCGACGAGGGCUUAUCUCUCUUUGAGCAUGAUUUGAGCCACCAUAAUAGUCAUGGAGGCAGAGCUGCAGAACAAACAGAAUUUCUAAUCCCAGUUAAUACUGCAAGUGGAGCAUCUGGAUCCAAGCCUGGGCUUUUCAGAACUCCUAUUUCAGGUGGUGUGCACAGUGCAACCUCUGCUCAUGAUUUACCCCGACCAGCCUUAGCCGUUCGAAAUCUUAUGGAGCAAGCCAGGUUCGCUCAUUUGUGCACUGUAAUGUCUCGGAUGCAUCACCGCCGUGCAUUUUAUCCAUUUGGUUCAUUAGUUGAUUUUGCACCUGAUGCAAUGGGCCAUCCUAUAUUCUCAUUUUCGCCACUGGCAAUUCAUACUCGGAAUGUAUUAGCAGACCCAAGAUGUACUCUUGUUGUGCAGAUACCUGGAUGGAGUGGACUAUCAAAUGCUCGUGUGACUAUAUUUGGUGAUAUUACCCCACUACCGGCUGAACUACAGGAAUGGGCCCAUAAGCAGUUUAUAGCAAAACACCAGCAAUGGGCAUCCCAACAAUGGGGUAAUUUCCACUAUUUCAGGAUGGAGACUAUAAGUGACGUUUAUUUUAUUGGAGGCUUUGGUACUGUUGCUUGGCUUGAUGUUAAAGAAUAUGAGGCUCUACAGCCCGACAAGAUUGCAGCCGACGGUGGAGAGCAAAGUCUGAAGGAACUCAAUGCAAUCUUCUCAAAACCGCUUAAAACGAUCUUGUCAACAGAGGGAGAGGGAGAGGUAGAUGAUGCAGCUUUGAUAUCUAUUGACAGUAAAGGCACUGAUGUCAGGGUCCGACAAGGAGCACAGUUCAACAUUCAACGGUUAUCAUUCGAAGUGGAUCACAGCGUGGAAACUCUAGAGGAAGCGAAGAAAGCACUCCAAGACUUAAUAGACAAGAAUCACAAAUCGAAAACUCACAAAAGAAGCUGAAGCCAUAAACAUAAGAGUACUCUGACCGCGCAAGUAGAGACAUGAGAAACGCUGAUCGAUUAUAAUAACGGUAAGGUCUUCCAAGCCAGACCUCAGUCGAAGUCGGACAAUGACCAUAACAGAGAUUCCGACCCUCUCGUUUUUGGGCAUGGUAAACAAAUAAAACAAUUAAGUAUUUGUAUCAUUUGGCGAGUUAUUUUCUUUCUUAAUGCUGUUGUGAGAUGUUCUUACAAUGACAUAAUUUUACGGAAAGUUGAGUGUGUAAUGUAUAAUACAUAUUGUGCUUUCAGAAAAGCAACUGAAUGUAUUUGAGCAUCUCGUACUUGUCAAACUCGUGUCUAGUGUUUGCCA
This is a messenger RNA of Dioscorea cayenensis subsp. rotundata (Guinea yam), 1605 nucleotides long. RefSeq lists its product as uncharacterized. Lineage: Eukaryota; Viridiplantae; Streptophyta; Magnoliopsida; Dioscoreales; Dioscoreaceae. The transcript is spliced from 9 exons. The coding region runs from base 61 to 1254 and encodes 397 amino acids. The record is from RefSeq and is a predicted model, not a curated record.